CGCCGGGAGCUGCCGUGGAGGCCUCGGCCGGGGGCCCCGCGCCCUGCCCGGGCAUGAGGCGGGGCCGGGGCCGCUCUCCACCGCUUCUGCGGGAAGAAGAUGAAUAUCUGCAAUAAACCCCACAAUAAGAUAGCUCCAGAGGAUUUGGGCGAAGCUGUCCCUGAGGUGAAGAUCCAACGCGCUCGAAGAAAUGGCUGGAGCUGGCCCCUGCACCUGUUCCAGGUCCUUGCCUGGCUGCUGUUCCUGUUCUUUGCUCUGGUUGGCUUUGGGAUCCUGGUUCCCCUCCUGCCCCGCCACUGGCUGCCCGCGGGUUACAUCUGUCCAGGAGUGUGUUUUAUCUACCAUUUAGUUGUUCAUCUUACUGCAGUUUCCAUUGAUCCUGCGGAUGCAAACGUGCGAGAAAAAAACUAUCUGGGGCCUCUGGCCACCUUCAACCGUAACCAACACGCCCAUGUCAUUGAGAACCAUCACUGCCAUGUCUGUGAUGUGGAUGUGAGUGCCAAGUCAAAGCACUGUGGAACUUGCAACAAGUGUGUGUGUGGCUUUGAUCAUCACUGCAAAUGGCUCAACAACUGUGUGGGAGAGAGGAAUUACUGGCUCUUUUUGAACAGUGUGCUCUCUGCCAUUCUGGGCCUGGGGCUUCUGCUGCUCGUCGCUUUCUACGUCUUUGUGGAGUUCUUCGUGGACCCCAUGGUGCUUCGCUCUGACCAGCACUUCGAUGCUUUGAGGAACCACUUGGACCGCUGGUUUGUGUUUCUUCCUGCAUCUCCUGUUGAGACUCGGGCACCUGCCAUUUUGGUGACAGCUGGGAUUUUCAUUCUUCUGAGCCUAGUGACCAUGAUCUUGCUGGGCCACCUCUUGACCUUUCACAUCUAUCUCUUGUGGCACAAGCUGACUACGUAUGAGUACAUCCUGCAGCAGCGUCCCCAGCAGCAGCCAGACAAGGUGGACAAGAAACAGGAGUCCUGUUCCUCCCAAGUGAGACCCAGUCAGGAAGCAGAGUUAUUGUCAGGUAAUCCUGGCUAUACAGACCCUGGAAUUCGAGUAGAAGAAUUCUCAACAGCAACUGCAGGAAAAAGCUUUCCAAAGCUCUAUGUCCAUAACCAAGAAGGUGACCCCAAGCAGAGCUCAUCCCCUGAGUCCCCAUCUCUUCACUCUGUGGCCCCUUCUCAGCAGCAGAAGAAAAGAAGAAAGAAAGUGCAGAAAGUUUCUUCCUCUGCAAUGGACAGUGGAUCUAAAGCACAUGCUACACCUCAGCUCUCCUUCCCAGAUCCCCCAUCAGACAAUCCCAGAGGAGUCAGGAAGAAGAAUCUGUAUUCUGAGCACAAGGUCAAAAGGAGAAGCUGCCAGCAGGACAGACACGUGGAACGAGACCUGGAGCUUUUUUCUAAGAUUCCUGCAGUGUUUGUAAGUAAGAGCAGUGGAGAACCUCUUGUCUCUCAGCCCCAGCCCAGUGAGAGCACGUCAGAGCCUGACCACAGAAAAUGCACCAGCAAGCAGCAUGUGGGCACACAGGAUCCGUGCUCAAAGGACAUAAGGACAAGCACCACGGCGGCCUAGGGACCAUCCUUCCAAAGCCAUGGCCUUUGGGAGCAGCAUUAGUGCUGGGUGGAGCCCUGCAGGACUCACCCUCACUGUGCACGUGCUGUCAGGCUGCAGUGGGACAUUUCUCAUGCUCAGCCAAAGGCAGGAGGCAGCAAGGUGGCAAACCUGAGGUAGAUUUGUUGCUCAUGAGAGCUCAACUUUGCCUGGGAAGGGCCAACCCCUCUUGGCCCUCUGCAUACUGGUACUGCAGUAAGUUCCCAGCAGAGUGUAAGGGGAAGAACAAGGCUGCACCUCUGCAUUCCCUGCUCCCUGAAAGCUGUAUUUCCAUCUGCCUACUCCCUGUCAUUGGAUCAUGCUCAGGGGCUUCAGCAGGUGGCCAGGGAGUAACCUCAGGAUUGCCCCAUCCCUUAUACCGCUUUCCACUGUGCACCCUCAAGCCAAACCCACCACCAGCAUCUUCUCUGGAAGGCAGCAUAGCUUCACCUGCUCCCCCUUCCCAGCAGUCUGGGGGGCCCCACGCUGCAGUGUUCUCAUCAGAAGUUUUGGGAUACAGAAGGCCCUGAAACCUUUGCAAUUCCUGGGCUGCCAGAUCUGUAUUAGCCCACAGCCAAGCCUGGUGUGUGUGUGAUGCAAAAAGGUCCCACAGCAGACAGUGGGGCACAUGGCCAGUGCCUGGAGCCACAGCAGCCUGUGCUGGGGGUGAGCUGCAGAGAGCUGUCUGGGCUGC
This is a messenger RNA of Melozone crissalis (California towhee), 2272 nucleotides long. It is a transcript of the gene ZDHHC1, whose product is annotated as zinc finger DHHC-type containing 1. Bases 100 to 1560 code for a protein of 486 amino acids. Gene Ontology annotation, molecular function: protein-cysteine S-palmitoyltransferase activity. The record is from RefSeq and is a predicted model, not a curated record. Lineage: Eukaryota; Metazoa; Chordata; Aves; Passeriformes; Passerellidae. Gene Ontology annotation, biological process: peptidyl-L-cysteine S-palmitoylation; protein targeting to membrane. The transcript has 11 exons. Gene Ontology annotation, cellular component: Golgi apparatus; endoplasmic reticulum.